This is a messenger RNA of Sinocyclocheilus rhinocerous, 322 nucleotides long. RefSeq names its product unconventional myosin-Ib-like. Gene Ontology annotation, molecular function: ATP binding; actin filament binding; microfilament motor activity. Gene Ontology annotation, biological process: actin filament-based movement; actin filament organization; endocytosis. The transcript is spliced from 3 exons. NCBI's taxonomy places the organism in Eukaryota, Metazoa, Chordata, Actinopteri, Cypriniformes, Cyprinidae. Gene Ontology annotation, cellular component: brush border; actin cytoskeleton; cytoplasm. The record is from RefSeq and is a predicted model, not a curated record. Bases 26 to 322 code for a protein of 98 amino acids.
CUGAUAGUUGGGGCAGUUCAGUUCAAUGGGUUGGAGAAGAUGGGCGUUUUUCUGGGAUAAGGGGGUGUUGUCCAAAAUGGAGGUGAAGACAUCACUUCUCGACAAUAUGAUAGGGGUGGGCGAUAUGGUCCUCAUUGAGCCCCUGUCCGAAGACACCUUCAUUGAGAAUCUAAAGAAGCGAUUCGAUCACAACGAGAUCUAUACAUACAUUGGCAGUGUGGUGAUCUCCAUGAACCCCUACAAGUCCCUGCCCAUCUACACCGCAGAAAAGGUGGAGGAGUAUCGCAACAGGAACUUCUAUGAGCUCAGUCCACACAUGUGA